GAUAUUUUUGUUUCAAUAGUCUGAAAAUUCACUUUAAUCUCUUGUUUCCAUAGGAAACAUCUGUCGCUCUCCAAUAGCUGAAGCAGUUUUUAGAAAACUUGUAACUGAUGAAAAAGUUGAACAUAAGUGGAGGAUAGACAGUGCAGCAACAUCUACCUAUGAAAUAGGAAGCCCUCCUGACUAUCGAGGACAGAAUUGCAUGAAGAAGCAUGGCAUUCCCAUGAAUCAUAUUGCCAGGCAGGUUAUUAAAGAGGAUUUCCAGACCUUUGAUUAUAUACUUUGCAUGGAUGAGAACAAUCUAAGAGAUCUGAACAGGAAAAGCAACCAAGUUAAAGACUGCAAGGCCAAAAUUGAGCUACUUGGAAGUUAUGAUCCACAGAAACAGCUUAUUAUUGAAGAUCCGUACUAUGGGAAUGAAAAGGACUUUGAAACUGUUUACGAGCAGUGUCUUAGAUGUUGUAAAGCAUUUUUGGAGAAACCUCAUUAAUGCUUCAUCAUUUAAUUUCUAAAAGAAAAUAAUUAGCUUUUCCUCAAAUAUGUAAAGUUUACUUGAUUGAUACAUUUAAAUUGUAAAAUUAUGCCUCUGUGUUCAAUACUUAUUCAGUUGAAUUUUGUAUUUUAGCUUUUCUGUCAUCUAAUGAAAAAAUAUAGAAAGGUUUUAAUUGGAUUACACGAUCAACCAUUUUGUCACUCAUCAGUGUAGUAAUAAAGUAUAUAAUUCAGGAUUAAUUUAUCUGUAAACUCUUCAGUGCUUUCUCACAAGCACUGCAAAAGUAACAUCUUGCUUCUUUAUGUGCUGUAUUAACUAAACUGAGGUCUUGUCAUUGUGUCCUUAGUGAGUUAACUUCAGUCAGCUUUCAGUGGGAAUCUGAGAUAAUGGUUGAUGUGUAACUGGGAUGUGUCAGUAUCAUGAGGCAGCCUUUGAAUGGAAGGUGUUCCUGUUUCACAGGAAGCCUUCUAGACUCAAAGAACUGCUGCCUGACAGACAUUGCUCUUAGCACUAUUUGAAAGCUUAAGCAAGCAAAACCUCCUUGUGUGUCAUCAGGAUCCAGUGAAAAUAGCUUUUUCUGUCAGUUUAAAUCCUUAGGUAGUCAAAGAAGAAAUAAUUUUUGUUCCAGUUCACUUUUAUACUAUUGAAGAUGAACAAAGUUCAGAAACUGAUUAGGACUUCUGGUCUUCCUUUGGUCUUCUGGGUGAUUCGUAGCACACUGACACAAGCACAUGAAACAUAGCAUUUACUUUGAUGACAAAAAAAAUAAAAGCUGAAAUGUGAAAUCACAUUUUGUAUCUUAUAGUAGUAAAAUACUCAAAUCCAUGCAAUAUAAUAGAUGAGAAACUUGCUAUAAUUCCAGUUCCUACAUGAGGGUCAGACAGUAUUUACAGAUUUACUCAGGAGAAUGGACAGCCUGUCAGAAGUGUUCUCUGAGAGCAUAGUUCAACCCAAACGGAGUUCAUCUGUACUGUAGUACAAAGUAAACCAAAGGCCAGUAAGUAGAUAGUUCUGCUCUUGGACAAAAUGCUUUGUAAAAAUCUGUACCUGCUUGUCUGAACAUCACCUUUCUUGUCUGCCUUAGAAAUGUAAAUGCACUGAGAUCAGUAAUGUAACUGGUACCAUGAUGAUUUUUCCUAUUUUGACUAGUAUCAGCAUUGGUAUGGACUAGCAUUACCACAUUAUCUGUAAAACUGGAUCUAUAAAAUUUGGUUUCAUAUUUAUUUAGCCUUUUUUUGUGUCUCUUCCUGCCUUCCAAAGUAGUAGUCUCUGUAUUUGUAGCCUACUUUAUCUUCUGGGGGAGAGAUGUAUUUCAAUAGAGGAUACUGUUACUCCUGGGGAAGUUGGAAUCCUGGUGUCACUCUGUGUGUGUUGAAGCCUUCACCAUAGGAAUUAAAUUUCUUGGGACUUUUGCUGUAGAACA
Messenger RNA from Manacus vitellinus (golden-collared manakin), 1913 nucleotides. RefSeq names its product acid phosphatase 1 (gene ACP1). Lineage: Eukaryota; Metazoa; Chordata; Aves; Passeriformes; Pipridae. Gene Ontology annotation, biological process: protein dephosphorylation. The coding region runs from base 200 to 487 and encodes 95 amino acids. The transcript has 5 exons. Gene Ontology annotation, cellular component: cytoplasm. Gene Ontology annotation, molecular function: acid phosphatase activity; non-membrane spanning protein tyrosine phosphatase activity. The record is from RefSeq and is a predicted model, not a curated record.